Molecule: messenger RNA, 3262 nt
Organism: Cucurbita maxima (winter squash)
Lineage: Eukaryota; Viridiplantae; Streptophyta; Magnoliopsida; Cucurbitales; Cucurbitaceae
Product: microtubule-associated protein TORTIFOLIA1-like
Exons: 5
Coding region: 353-3061 (902 amino acids)
Biological process (GO): multicellular organism development; circumnutation; unidimensional cell growth
Cellular component (GO): cortical microtubule, transverse to long axis
Molecular function (GO): microtubule binding
Source: RefSeq, a predicted model, not a curated record
AAUAUGAACGUGGUUUCCACUUUCCAUCUCCAUUUCUGUUGUUGUUCUUCCUUAAUUAACGCUUCCCAUUAUCAACAACUCCGUUUGGCUUAGUGGGUCUUAUGAUUUUGGCAUUAGUCGGGCCAUUUCUUGUAGAAUUAUCCAUAAGAACUUUGAAUCUUGCGGGAAAAAGCAGUUAAAACAGUCAUAUAGGUCUCGUUUUUGCUUUCAAUUCGAAAGAGCUUCGUGGGUUUAGCUCUCAUUUCAACUUUGAUUGCUGACCCAAUUCGAAUCCUGCUAAUUUUCUUCUUCUUGUUCCUUAACCUACAUUGAUGCUUUGAACGAGUCUCCGCCAUUGUUGUUGUUCAUCAAAAUGAGUUCUCAAGCACCCAAGUCGUCGAAACCCUCAAAACCCCCAAAUCAGUCGCUACCCAUAUCAAGAUCCUCGGCUUCUUCUCUGUCUUCCCAUCUCGCCAUGGUUGAACUCAAGCAAAGAAUCCUCACCGCUCUCUCUAAGCUCUCCGAUCGAGAUACCCACCAGAUCGCCAUUGAAGACCUGGAGAAAAUUGUCCAGUCCAUUUCCCCGGAAGCUAUUCCUAUGCUUCUCAAUUGCCUCUACGACUCCUCUGCUGACCCUAAACCCGCUGUGAAGAAAGAGUCAUUGCGGCUUCUAACGGUUGUUUGUGCUACUCAUAGCGAUUCUACUUCGACCCAUUUGACUAAAAUUAUAGCCCACAUUAUAAGGAGGGUUAAGGAUUCGGAUUCUGGUGUGAAGGAGGCGUGUAGAGAUGCCAUUGGAGCACUGUCGGCGCAGUACUUGAAAGAGGAUAGUUCUGGCGGUGAUAAUGGUGGUCUUGGCUCUGUUGUUGCAUUGUUUGUUAAGCCUCUGUAUGAGGCAAUGGGAGAACAGAACAAGGUGGUUCAGUCUGGUGCUGCAUUGUGUAUGGCUAAGAUGGUGGAGAGUGCGGCUAGUCCGCCCAUCACGGCGUUUCAGAAGCUUUGCCCCAGGAUCUGUAAGUUGCUCAACAAUCCCAAUUUUUUGGCAAAGGCUUCACUCCUUCCUGUGGUAUCCAAUCUAUCACAGGUUGGUGCUAUUGGACAACAGAGCUUAGAACAUUUGCUACCAAGCAUUCAUGAGUUGCUUGGGAGCACUGAUUGGGCAACACGCAAGGCAGCAGCUGAUGCACUAAGUGCUCUAGCAUUGCAUUCAAGCAAUGUCAUCACAGAUGGAGGUGCCGCCACUUUGGCAGUACUUGAGGCCUGCCGUUUCGACAAGAUAAAACCUGUUCGGGAUAGCUUGACAGAGGCACUACAGCUAUGGAAAAAACUUGGUGGGAAAACAGAUGGAGCUGCAGAAAUCCAGAAUGCAUCUCAAGAUGUUUCAGAUGGUGAAAACCAUGAACCAGCACAGUCAUCCGACCUUAAAAGUGCAAAUUCCCCUCCGGGAGCGCGGUCACUGGACAAAGAUAAACCCGAGGAUUCCGUUCCUGUUACAAAUUCAGCUUCGAAAACCAAAUGCAGUAGUAUUUCGGAUAAAGCAGCUGUAAUAUUGAAGAAGAAAGUACCUGCUUUAACUGACAAAGAGUUGAAUCCAGAGUUCUUUCAGAAACUUGAAACUAGAGGGUCCGGGGAUUUGCCCGUGGAGGUGGUUCUUCCUCGGAGACACGCCAGUUCUUCGAACGCAAAUGAUGAGAAAUCGGAGUCAGAUGAUGCAAAUGCUGGGAGAAGAUCAAAUCGUGUUGAAAACAACUCUGAUGAUUUUCAGAGAGCAUUCAACAAGUUUCGAGUCUCCGAACGAGGCGAAACUGCUUCUCAUUCUAAGCUGCAGGACUAUGAUAAGUGGCAUGAGGGGAAAAUAAAUGGACGAGACGCCAGAACAAGAGCAUACAACGUGAACGAUCAAAUUGACGAUAUAUCUCAACGGGAAGCUUCAGGCGCCCGUUCGGACUUCAAAGGAAGUUGGUCUGCUAUCCAGAGGCAACUAUUGCAGCUGGAGAGACAACAGGCACAUUUGAUGAACAUGUUGCAGGAUUUCAUGGGAGGCUCUCAUGAUAGCAUGAUCACUUUGGAAAAUCGAGUACGUGGUCUCGAGAGGGUUGUCGAAGACAUGGCCUGUGAUUUAUCCGUAUCAUCAAACCGGAGAGGUAAUUUUGCUCUAGGAUUUGAAGGAUCGUCUGGUCGGAAUUUAGGCAAGUAUAGUGGUUUUUCGGACUACCCCGGUGCGAAGUUUGGACGAAAUAAUGAUGGGAGAGUUUCGUUCGGAGAGAGGUUCAUUCAACCAGAAGGAACUGGUUCAAACAUGAGAGGAAGGAAUGCUGGAUGGAGACCUGAUGUGAAUGAUGCUAGAGAUUAUCCAGCUUACGUGUCGAGAAACGGGCAGAUGGGCUCUAAGAGACCGUUAGAUGGCGGUAUCGACAAUAGGUCAUCUAGAUCAGAACAGGAAAGCGACCAAAAUGGAGGUGGUAACAGAAGAGCCUGGGAUAAAAGACUUGGUGAGGGGCCAUCUGCUAGAAGUGUUUGGCAAGCAUCAAAAGACGAAGCAACGUUAGAAGCCAUUCGGGUGGCCGGGGAAGACAACGGAGUAUCCAGGACUCCAAACGUGGCGAUUCCCGAACUGACUGCAGACGACAAUGCCAGUCGAGAACGAGAUCCCGUAUGGAGUUCAUGGACUAAUGCAAUGGAUGCCUUCCAGGCAGGUGAUAUGGACACAGCAUAUGCUGAAGUCCUGUCGACAGGGGACGACAUCUUGCUCAUAAAGCUAAUGGAAAGAUCCGGUCCUGUGGUCGACCGAGUUUCAAACGAGACAGCCAUCGAGAUCUUGUGCGCUGUGGGACAAUUUGUAGUCGAGCUGAACUUGUUCGACGUAUGUUUAUGUUGGAUUCAACAGUUGGUAGAAAUAGUUACGGAGAAUGGAGGUGAAUGUUUGGGGAUUCCUAUGAAAGUGAAGAAACAAGUGUUGUUGAAUUUUCAUGAAGCUUCUUCAACAAUGGAACCUCCUGAAGAUUGGGAAGGAGCUUCACCUCAUCAACUUUUGUCACAGUUGGCCUCUGCUUGGAGAAUUGAUAUUGGACAACUUCAAUAGGGUAUCAUGGAAACUAAAACCCGAAAAUCGAGUCACAAAUGCCUUAGUUCUUACCCUCUACCCAUCGGAUUUUUCGAGCUAUGAUUGCUUUGUGUUAGCAUUUAACUAAUUUUGUUCAAAAAAAUUGACGUUUCUCUUAGUUGAAGCUAGUGCAAAUGAUAACUCAAAUCGAUAAAAAAAUAAUAUUUUCGAGUGGAUUUA